AUGUCCACUUCUAGCAGCACUGCAUCUUCAAACCAAAGUAGAGUCACAAAAACCUACACCGCUGCCGGCAACUUUGUCCGGCUGCUCCCCACCGGAACCGUCUUCAUUUAUCAGUUCCUCAACCCCUUGUUAACCAACAACGGCAAGUGUCACAUUGUUAACAAGUACUUAUCUUCCAUACUCAUAUCCCUUUGUGGGCUUUCGUGUAUUUUAACUACGUUCACCGACAGUUAUACCGACAGCCAAGGGAAAACACACUAUGGUAUUGUAACAAGAAAGGGCAUGUGGGUUCCUACUGAUAAUGCAGGCUCACAAGAUCUGUCAUCUUAUAGGCUUCAAUUAGGCGACUUUAUUCAUGCUUUGUUUGCAAUUUUUGUUUUUGCUGUUGUGGUUUUAUUAGACCCCAAUUCAAUGGACUGCUUUUUUCCUGCAUCAUUUAGGUCUACACAGAAGACUUUGCUUACAGUAUUGCCUGUAGCAAUUGGGGCAGUUUCUGGUUCUGUUUUUGUGGCUUUCCCUUGCGACCGACAUGGAUUAGGGUAUCCUAACAAAAGCCCGGCUUCAAGUUCUACCCCGGCUUCUUCAGCACAAUCCUAG
Olea europaea var. sylvestris is the source of this 597-nucleotide messenger RNA. Its product is annotated as protein DMP2-like. The record is from RefSeq and is a predicted model, not a curated record. Lineage: Eukaryota; Viridiplantae; Streptophyta; Magnoliopsida; Lamiales; Oleaceae. The coding region runs from base 1 to 597 and encodes 198 amino acids. Gene Ontology annotation, biological process: endomembrane system organization. The transcript has a single exon.